CUGAGAAUAAGGUCUUGGAGGCUAAACGAGGAUAUUAUGGAAAAAAAAUGAGCACGGUUGGCUAAGUACGGUGCAAAAGAAGUUCAACAUACAUACAUACGAACGGCAGUUGUCAAUUUGACCAAUUCAAUGCAUCAUUGCCUGUGGGAAGGUGUACACAUGGCGGUUCUCCCAGUCAACGCCCAUCAUGAGGACCGACCACGUGAUGAUGAAGAAUAACUCCAGGAACAGUCGAACACAAGCGCCGGCCCUUGUCGGCACUGAAGUUUUGUGGACAACGACGGGGGACACCGCCGAUGCCUGCCUAAGUCCUUCGCUGACUACAUUUCUCAGACAUGGGCUGCGGGUCAUCGAGGAAGGCCUUGGUGGGGCCCGGGGAUGAGCAAAACGUGGCAUGGAAUGACAAGCGAAGGGUACGCGACGUAUCCAACCAAGAACACCGUGACCUGGCUGUCCAUUCUGCGCAUCGUCGAACGUUCCGGAAAGUGCGCGAGUCCAAGGUGCAGGAUGAGGAUCGUGGAGCAUCGGCCACGUCCGCACACUCGGCCGUGACGGUGGACAGCGGCCUGGGCUGCGAUGACAGAAAACCCCCCGGGGAAGUUAGCAGGCGGCCACUCGAUGGUCCGAUUCCCGGGACCAUGCCCCGUGCAGCUGCCAACGACAUCCUGGAGGAGCUGAGGGCCCAGGGUCUCAUCCAGAGCACCCCCCGCGUGGUGCGGGGGGGCCAGGCCUUUGACGUCAUGGUGACGGACGCGCCCUCGGGUCGUCCUCCCGCCCGACUCGAGAGGCUCAUCCUGAGCGCGGGCAGCACGCGGGGCAGCGCGGGGGGCAGCGCGGGCGACGAGAGGGGGGCAGCAACAGCAGCGGCAGCAGCAGCGGAAGAGGCUGCGGCGGCGAGGCGCGCGGAGGCGCUGCGCGAGAGGCGGGAGCGACAGCUGCGGAGAGAGGAACGCGCGCGUCGCGUGCGCGGAUCCAGGGCGGUGGCGAUCGAGAUCCAGCACGAGCAGCACGCGCAGGAGGAGCAGGAGGGAUGAGUGAUUGAUGGUCGUGGUGGUGGUGGUGGUGAUACUGCGAGUUUACUUGUGUUGUCUUAGAACGAUGGUGAUUUGAUAUACUGGCUGACACUUGACCAAAGUGAUUGAUGAUGAUGAUGAUACUGCGAGUUUACUUGUGCUGUCUUAUAACGAUGAUGAUUUAAUAUACUGGCUGACAAUUGACUAAAGUGAUUGAUGAUGAUACUGCAAGUUAACUCGUGCUGUCUUAGAAUGAUGAUGACGAUGAUGAUAUCAUAUACUGGCUGACACUUUACCAAACUAAUUGAUGGUGAUAACGACUGGCUGAUGUUGAUAAUGGUGAUGUUGUCAUGCAUUCACCGACACGUUAUAAGUGUGGUUGAUGAGGAUUAUUAUUACGACGACGACGAUGAUGAUCGUGAUGUCAGAUACUAACCCACACUUUACAUGUGUGAUGAGUAUCAUUAUGGUGACGACUAUGAUGGCGGUGAUGAUGCAAUACACCGGUUAACACUUUACAAGUGCAAUCGUUGACGACGACGACGAUGAUGAUAUUAAAGGAGAGAGCGGCAACGGAAGCGGGGCUUUAUCGCCACUGGGGGGGGAGACAAAGGCGGUCGGGCGUGGUGCUGGCCACAGACCCCCUUGUGUACCUUGCCGGCCUUCAUAGCCGCUCGCAAACAGCGCGGCUCUGUGCCCCAAUAGCCGAUGAAAGCGAGAGAGGACCCGAACCUUCUGUUGUCAUGUACCAUAAUGUAUGCCGAUGAAUACGUUAAUAAAACGUGUAAUUAUGUUAAUUGGUGUUGUUCAAGAUGGGAGCCGUGGCGCAUUGGUUAGCGCUGUGAAUCCAGCGUCUUGAGUUCGAUUCCAGGCCACGGCGAGCAUCAGAUGCGAGUGAUACCCGAUCCUGUUUUGCCUCCCCAUCUCCCCUUCACCAACUUGAACCGACUUGCGUGGUGAAGUAUGGUCAACCCCCCCCCCCCCCCCUUCAACGAACGACACGAAUUGUGGAUGCUACUCUCACACAGCCGUGGAUCGGUGCAUUGACAUGGCAGUAACUUUUAUUAUUUGAAAAUUGUGCACUUUUAUCACGUGGUAUGCUCGAUGUAAUGUAAUAUUUAACUUUUAAAAAACAGGAGCUAGUUUUUUGACACAGUGUACUAACAAGUCUAUCAUCAUUCCGGGGUAGAUAAAGUGCGUACCGCUUUGUGGCGAGUCAUUAGCUGUCAUCUUCUGGGCAUAUUGGGCCUGCGAAGGGGCAAUUUCCACCACUGUCCCAGGGCGCUGCCCCAUUGCU
Molecule: messenger RNA, 2310 nt
Organism: Lethenteron reissneri (Far Eastern brook lamprey)
Lineage: Eukaryota; Metazoa; Chordata; Hyperoartia; Petromyzontiformes; Petromyzontidae
Gene: STMND1
Product: stathmin domain containing 1
Source: RefSeq, a predicted model, not a curated record